Eutrema salsugineum is the source of this 932-nucleotide messenger RNA. Its product is annotated as ribulose bisphosphate carboxylase small chain 1B, chloroplastic. The coding region runs from base 167 to 712 and encodes 181 amino acids. Lineage: Eukaryota; Viridiplantae; Streptophyta; Magnoliopsida; Brassicales; Brassicaceae. The record is from RefSeq and is a predicted model, not a curated record. The transcript has 3 exons.
UAUCCACUCAAAAAUCCAACGGUCUUAAUCCUAUUCAACUUCAAUCUCAUGGAUCCUGAGCCCUCCGAUCACUCCCUCACCUUGUUAUCAUUGUUGUUACCAUUAUAUAUAGAUGACCAAAGCACUAGACCAAACCUAAGUCACACACAAAAAGAGUAAAGGCAAUAUGGCUUCCUCUAUGCUCUCUUCCGCUACAAUGGUCGCUUCUCCGGCUCAGGCCACAAUGGUCGCACCUUUCACCGGACUUAAGUCCUCCGCUGCUUUCCCUGUGACCCGUAAGGCCAACAACGACAUUACUUCCAUCGCAAGCAACGGCGGAAGAGUUAACUGCAUGCAGGUGUGGCCUCCUAUUGGUAAGAAGAAGUUUGAGACUCUCUCUUACCUUCCUGACCUAACCGAAGUUGAAUUGGCUAAGGAAGUUGACUACCUUCUCCGCAACAAGUGGAUUCCCUGUGUUGAAUUCGAGUUGGAGAACGCAUUUGUGCACCGUGAGCACGGAAGCACUCCCGGAUACUACGAUGGACGGUACUGGACAAUGUGGAAGCUUCCUUUGUUCGGAUGCACUGACUCAGCUCAAGUGUUGAAGGAAGUGCAAGAGUGCAAGAAGGAGUACCCCCAGGCCUUCAUUAGGAUCAUCGGAUUCGACAACACCCGUCAAGUCCAGUGCAUCAGUUUCAUCGCCUACAAGCCAGCAAGCUUCACCGAUGCUUAAUUUCACUGCUUCUUUGCUUUGUGUAAACAUCAAAAAAAAAAAACUUUAUCUCCCUCCUCACCUUUGAUUUUAUCAUCUGCUUUUUUUUUUUUGGUUUCCUUAGUUUUGUUUUAAUUUCCGGAUUUAACGUUUGUUUUCCGGUUUGCGAGACAUUUUCUAUCGGAUUCUCAAAUGUCUGAUGAAAUAAAUAUGUAAUGUUCUAUAAAUCUUUGAUUUUGAA